This is a messenger RNA of Toxoplasma gondii ME49, 3594 nucleotides long. RefSeq lists its product as hypothetical. The transcript has 17 exons. Lineage: Eukaryota; Apicomplexa; Conoidasida; Eucoccidiorida; Sarcocystidae. The record is from RefSeq and is a predicted model, not a curated record. Bases 65 to 2473 code for a protein of 802 amino acids.
ACAGAAACCGCUCCGUAUCUGAAAACGGCAUCAAAUUUCCAGCGACCCUGCCUGUUUGUCAACAAUGAAGAAUGCUUGGUCAGCUCUCCGCGGGGCGGUUCAAGAGUUCAACGCGGUUCUUCUCUCGGAGGACGAAGAGGAAGAAGAUGAAGAAGAGGGACAAGAGGAGUUGCUAGGAGAAGGCAGCGACGGUGACGUGCAUGCGGACAAUUCUUCAGAGCAUCGCGGUGUGUCGUCUCGCCAAGAGGACCCUAUUAAGACGCUGGAGACCCGUCUGCAUCAGGAGGAACAACGGCGUCUCUUUCUGGAACGCCGUCUUCAGCAGGCGGAGAAGGAGACCGCAGAGCACACCCAGUUGAUUGUGGACUUGCGGAACCAGUGCCGCCUUCUCCGGGCGCCCCGUGGUGUCCCUUCGGCCCUCUCCUUGCCUCGGGACGACCCCACACCGACGCAUACAUCUCCAGAAACCAAUCUUUUUUCUGAGCCUUCUUCGGUCGCAGGGGGCUCGCUGGUUGCUGUCAGUGACUUGCGAGUCCCAAUCAGCAAAUUGUUCCACGCGUUCUGUGCUCCAGACAGCGCCACCGGGCUUCCCCCGACAUUCAACGGAGUUCCACGAGCCUCGAAGAGCUUCUUUUCAGACAAAAGUUCUCGGCAUGCGGAGAACAGAAGUGCAAGUAGCGUUUCUUUGUCCUGUCUGAAUGGGUUGGGAGCAGGCGACGGCAACUCUGGCUCGGAGCCAGACGGAGACACUUCCGGGACUCCGUUGAGAGAUAGAGAGGGCAGUGAAGAAGAUGAAAAAGGCCGAGAGGGUCAGGAGGCUCUCAUGCAACUCGACGCAGCGUGUUGCUAUAUUGAGAGAGCAAGUGGAAGAGCCGAAUGGCUUAUUGAUGAGUGGAAGACAAUCACAGCGUCGCGGUCGUUCCAGCGAGCCGUCUCUGCAAGUUGGGGUCCGCGUCUGCCUCCGAGCCAGCUGGAGUGGCUGGAAAGUGAAUCGAAUCCGUCUCGCCUGCCCACACCUCCGGAGCAUGCGUCACCGAUUCUUGAGUGGUUGACAGUCUCGGCUCGGCUCCUCGAGUGUCUUCACUGUCUGUCUGUCGAAGCCGAUUCGUCAUUUGCUCCGACUCCGACGACUGGCGAAGAGGCAAGGGUGCUUGAUCGAGAAAAAGGACAGAGAAGACUCUUUCUGUCUCGACAGUCUUCCACCACUAGAAACCCCGCGGAGGCAACGAGUUCUGUCGUCCCUGAGGAUCUGUUGACUCAUAACUCCUCAGCCGGAGAAAACGAAGGUUCCUUGCACGGUGACGGCGUGGCUGAGAAGCAACUGCAAGACGAGGUGCGUCUUCGACAGCUACUCCAGCACCGGGUUUCUUUGCAGGAGCGACGGAUCCAUGAGCUCGAGGAAGAGCUGCAAAGUGUCAGACAAGCGUUCGAGCACCAAGUGAACCAAACAACGGAGGCCGCCAAGAAGGCUGAAGACCAAGAGGCAGAACGCCAGGCGCAGCUCCAGCAGCACAUGAACGAAGCUCUCCGUUCCAUCAGGCAGCAGUACGAUGCGUUGCUCCAGCAGUAUGAGCGACUCCAAACGGCCAAUCGCAAGGAGGCACAGAGUGACGAAGCAGAGAGGCCAGGUGACCCUGUGGCUGCUCGCGUUCGGCAACUCGAAUGCGAAAAUCAGGACCUUCUUCUCCAGGUCAAGGCUUGGCAACGAGCUCAUGCGGACGUGUCACAGUCCUUGCAAGUCGCUUCAGCAGAACUCUCCGAGCAUCGGUCAUACGCAAUGAAGGUCGAGACUUUGGAAAAGGAACUGGCUUUGUCUAAAGGCGAACUCGCACGACUGAGCAAUCUUCAAAGCGUUCAAAAUCAGUCAGAGCUGGAGUUGAUCCAGUCUCUUGCUGAUCGCGAUGCCAUUGAGGCCGAGUUGAACGAAGCGCGUCGGAUGGUUGAAAGUCUUAACAAGGUCAUGGAGCACAUGCAGGAGGAGAGUGACGCAAUGGUGCAGCGGCUAAAAGGAGAAAAGGAACAAACUGAAACAGAAGUGCGACAGCUGCGGAGGAAGCUGGAAGAAAAUGCAGGGGCGGUGACUAACCUUUCGGGAACCCGCGAGGAACUGGCGGAGGCCCAGACUAAGGUGACUGCUUUGGAAGAGGCCCUGGACAAGUUCCAGUCGGAGAACGCAAAGCUCAAAGGCGAGAUUGAAUCUGUACUGGAACGGCAACAGAAGGAGGAAGACGAACGAGAACAUUACGUAGAUCGACGACUGAUAUCUGAAAUGAUAUCUAAGCACCAAGCUCUGGAAGGCCAAAUUCGGCGACGAGAUGAAGUCUUCUUGUUGAUAUGCGACGUGCUCCAGUUAUCGGAAGAGGACAGAGCGAAGAUCGGCAUCCGCGCCAGGAAAGGAGCCCAAGAGGACCAGGAACAGGGCAAAAGGCUAUCGGAGAGAUUCAUUGAAUUUCUUAACGAAGAAACCAAGUGACAUGUCCACUACCAGGGUGAAGCUUCUCAAGCUAUUUUCCGAUUGCAUAGGCAAGGCUGUCUGUUGUGGAAGAAAAACUGAUCUGCAAACAGACCUCCCCAUGGCAUUAAUACCCACACCCAUAUCGACGAAUCAUCUGGGAAACAUGUAUAGUAGGAAAACGCACACACACUUCCCCUCAAAGGGACGUCAUCAAGCAGAACGACGACAGGAAAACAGGGUUCGUUGGUUUAAUGCACGUGAGCGUGCCUGCUGGUUGUUUUGACAGCAUUCUUGCUGUGUUUCUUAUUCGCUUUGUAAGGGGUCGACCGGCCAGUCCGCUGGAGAAAACCCAAGUACAUUGCUCCAGGUUGGGUAAACAUGGCGCGUGCCCAGCGGCAUGCAGGGCAAAGAAAAUCAAGUUGCUCGCACGAUGGGGGUGUUUGAGAUCCUUUCCGUGGAGGUGCAUGCACGUACGUGUCAGCAGCGUAUGGAUUCCAGCCGAUCUCCUGGCGAGGCACACCAAAUGGGAAAGGCGCAAGCAGAUCGCAUAUCACUGACUCACGUGAAAAGAAGCUGUAGCUUCUCUGCGGACGGGCUGCAAGUCCACUUCGCACGACGAAGUGGCAUGAUCAGCGUGUUUUCCCCGUAGAGGGGAUGGGCCGUGCACGCAAGUGCGAGAAACGCCAAAGAGUCGCGUUUCCUUGCGUGACUGUGCAAGUCCGCUGAGGCAUCCCUCGUCGGCCCCUCUGCUUUGGGGGAGCAUACCCAAAUAGGUCUUCAGUUUUGGCCAUUCAAAAUCAUGGAAGUCAAUUAAAGACGUACGUUGCGUCUUCAAGCGCUUUCUUGAGCUGUCUUAUACGAGAGGACAUUCGUAGGGCCACUUUUGAAACAGUGUGAAGUUCCUCUAUCAGGACACGGAACUUGUCGAAGACGUUCGCGACGGAAUGUGCGAUGGCUUACGCUUCAGAAUACGAACCUAGUAUUCGGUCAUGUGAAAUCGCUAGUAGAACGUGUUGCUGUCUGCUUACUUCCUCCCGGUCCAUUUUUUUCUCCGUGAUCCAACCCGGUUGAUUCAAUUGGCUAAAACUAAUUAGAGGAUGACUCGCGAGUUACACUACUUGUACAAUCCUUUUGUGGAG